GUGAAUGAAAAGCGGUACUUAAAAAAAGUCCUGAGAGGGCGUUGUUUUCCGUUCAUCAUAAGUUUUGAACCCAAAGAGCGGGCAGCUGAGAUCGGAGAACUCUCUCUGUCUUUGAAACGCCAUCUCCAUCUCCUUCAGCUCUUUAAAUAAAAAAAAUGGCAGACGGUGAGGAUAUUCAACCACUCGUCUGCGAUAAUGGGACAGGAAUGGUUAAGGCUGGAUUCGCUGGGGAUGAUGCUCCAAGGGCUGUGUUUCCCAGCAUUGUUGGUCGUCCCCGUCACACAGGAGUGAUGGUUGGCAUGGGCCAAAAAGAUGCAUAUGUUGGGGAUGAAGCUCAGUCCAAGAGAGGUAUAUUGACUCUUAAAUAUCCCAUUGAGCAUGGAAUUGUGAGCAACUGGGAUGACAUGGAGAAGAUCUGGCAUCACACCUUCUACAAUGAACUCCGUGUUGCACCCGAGGAGCACCCAGUUCUUCUCACUGAAGCACCUCUCAACCCAAAAGCUAAUCGUGAGAAAAUGACCCAAAUUAUGUUUGAGACCUUCAAUACCCCCGCCAUGUAUGUUGCCAUCCAGGCUGUUCUUUCCUUGUAUGCUAGUGGCCGUACAACUGGUAUCGUUCUUGACUCCGGAGAUGGUGUCAGCCAUACUGUCCCCAUUUAUGAGGGUUAUGCUCUCCCUCAUGCCAUCCUCCGUCUUGACUUAGCAGGACGCGAUCUCACUGAUGCCCUAAUGAAAAUCCUUACGGAGCGUGGUUAUUCAUUCACCACCACAGCCGAGCGUGAAAUUGUAAGGGAUGUAAAGGAAAAGCUGGCUUAUAUUGCCCUUGAUUAUGAGCAAGAGCUUGAAACAUCGAAAACUAGCUCUUCUGUUGAGAAGAGCUAUGAGUUGCCUGAUGGACAGGUCAUCACCAUUGGUGCAGAGCGUUUCCGAUGCCCUGAGGUUCUCUUCCAACCAUCCAUGAUCGGAAUGGAAGCUGCUGGCAUUCACGAGACCACUUACAAUUCAAUUAUGAAGUGUGAUGUGGAUAUUAGGAAGGACUUGUAUGGAAACAUCGUUCUCAGCGGUGGUUCUACCAUGUUCCCUGGUAUUGCUGACAGAAUGAGCAAGGAAAUAUCAGCUUUGGCCCCAAGUAGCAUGAAGAUUAAGGUGGUUGCUCCACCUGAGAGAAAGUACAGUGUCUGGAUUGGUGGCUCUAUCUUGGCUUCUCUCAGCACCUUCCAACAGAUGUGGAUUGCAAAGGCCGAGUACGACGAGGCUGGUCCGUCAAUUGUACACAGGAAAUGCUUCUAAAUGCUGCUGCAGGUGGCUUUUUUGAAAGAAAAUACGGCGUCCUCGUUUUAUAUUAUAAAAUGUGUUGUUAUAUCAAUUAACUGAGUUGAUGGCUGAGUAAAUUCAUUCAUUUUUGUUUUAUUAUUGGCAAUCGUUGAACGGUUGAUAUUUAGUUUUAAUUCUAAAUCAACGCCUUUCAACUUAUAAUUGCGUCCCCAUCUCUUAUUGAA
This is a messenger RNA of Cajanus cajan (pigeon pea), 1498 nucleotides long. Its product is annotated as actin. Lineage: Eukaryota; Viridiplantae; Streptophyta; Magnoliopsida; Fabales; Fabaceae. The record is from RefSeq and is a predicted model, not a curated record.